AUGCGAACAUUGUUGCCUCAUCCCCAUUGCUUGUCCCAUCUGUACGAGGCUCUCUUGAAAAUCUCAAAGAGCAAGGUCAAGGAGCCUCAAAACAGAGGCAAAGCAUUGCAGAAGCUCUUAGUGUCGGCGAAGGGAGAGGAAACGCGCUUCCUGGUCCGCACUUUGUGUCAAAAUCUUCGCGUCGGGGCAGUGAGGACGUCGAUUCUGACAGCUCUCGCAAGGGCCACCGUCCUGACCCCGCUCGAUUCCCAGUUGAAGUUCACGAAACCAGAGGAUUCUACCUGGUAUGCCACAAAUGCUCUACUGGAUGCCGCACAUCCUGUCGCGGAGGGCAAAUCCAAUCCGUCUCGGGACAUACUAUAUGCGAAGUUCAAAAACGCUGAGACUCUGAUUCGCCAGGUGACCUCCCUUUCACGGCGGAAUUUAAAUACGACGGCCAGAGGGCGCAAACAUGCUUGGAAAGCCGUAGAUGACCUUGUAAAGGUCAGCAUAUUUUCCCGUCAUCUGGAAGACAUGACAAGUAAAAAUUUUAUCAUGGACUCAGAGAUAACUGCCAUUGAUCCUAGCGACGGAAGCCUGCGGACUUUUCAGGAAUUGUCUACUCGUGCGCGUAAAGACGUCAACUUGGCUGACGUUCAAGUUCCAAUGGGCAGAAGUUACUUGAAACAGACUUUCGUCAACGACGUGUACUCCUGCAAAACGCGAUUCUCCCCUCUGGACACUGGAUCUAAGGAAGUGGCUCGUUUCGAUCACGUCGAACGAUGUGAUAGCGUCGAUGGACGUCCAGCCGUUGAAGCCUUCUGGGCAAAAGCUAUGAAUAGUCGAAGCGAGGGCCUGAUGGUCAAAUUAUUAGACACAGAAAUAUCCGAACAUAACUCGGAUAAGGAGACUAGCUCUAAUAGAAAGCCUCUCUUUGCUACAUACAAUGCAGACAAGCGCACGUAUGCAUGGAUGAAAUUGAAGAAGGAUUAUGUCAUGCAAGGUGGAGUCUCGGACUCGUUGGACCUCAUCCCAAUCGGUGCUUGGAAUGGCAACGGUCGCAAAGCGAAGUUCUGGAGUCCCAUUCUCCUCGGUAUGUGGGACCCAAGUUCAGGAUGCCCUGUCGCGGUCUGCAAGUGUAUGUCAGGAUUCACUGAUGCUUUCUACAAAGAUAUCACUGAACGAAGGAGCCACAAGAAAGUCAAUGGGAAAUACGAGGGGCGGAUAUUACCAUCAGCCCAGUUUCUAUAUGCAGCUAAAGGAUUGGUCUCUAGUACGAAAGGCCUUAGUCUCCGAUUUCCUCGCUUCAUCAGGGUCAGAGAAGACAAAGGAGUGUCACAAGCGAGCACACCCAAAUUCCUUGCCGACAUGUAUACAGAUCAACAGGGAAGAUCAGGAAGAAAAGGGGGGCAAAUGAUGAAGGCGAACUUGAUUGAUGUUGACGUUAGCGACUCGGGGGCUGAAGAGGGGGACGAAGGUGAAGAGGAGGAGUAUGAGUAGUUUACCUUACUCGGAAUUAUAUGCCUUGAUCUAAAUCUUCACAGAAAGGAAUGACUACAUAGGUAUUUGUGAGAGUAGCAUUAUAGAAACAAGGUAAUUAUGUGAAGUAUCAGGCGAGAUACAAGUAUUGUAGAAGUACAAAUCAGGCUGAGUAAAGUUAUGUAUCAACGAGAGUUUGCAGGACUUCUCCGAAUUCGCGGCCUUCUUCGCAUGCGUCUGCGAAUGC
Desarmillaria tabescens is the source of this 1705-nucleotide messenger RNA. RefSeq names its product ATP-dependent DNA ligase. Gene Ontology annotation, biological process: DNA repair; DNA recombination; lagging strand elongation. The record is from RefSeq and is a predicted model, not a curated record. The coding region runs from base 1 to 1479 and encodes 492 amino acids. Lineage: Eukaryota; Fungi; Basidiomycota; Agaricomycetes; Agaricales; Physalacriaceae. Gene Ontology annotation, cellular component: nucleus. The transcript is spliced from 10 exons. Gene Ontology annotation, molecular function: DNA binding; DNA ligase (ATP) activity; ATP binding.